AUGUCAGCGAGAAUCAUGCACAGCGAAGAAGCUGCUCGUAAUCCGACAUGGCUCAAGCUCUCAACAUCAUUCGUCCAUACCGCCAUAGAAUACGGAUCAGCCUUGAAGUCCUGGCCGCCUGUUCUCCGACCCAUUGUCGCCUACUUCCUACCCCAGCGUCUAGAGAAGGAGCAGCAGCUGGCAGGGGGUCGCGAGAUCAUUGCUAAAUCCCUGGCCAGGAAGAAGGCGCUAGGAGGUGCCCCUUUGGAGAACCCACCCACAAUGCUAGAUCACCUUACUAGCGGGGCCCACGCCUCCAAGGCCGAUGAUCUCGAGCUUCAACUCAUUCUUCAGAUGACACUAGCGGUUGCCAGUAUUCACACCACGUCAUCGACCGUCACUCAAGUGCUGUACGACCUGGCUGUUCAGCCAGACCGGGCCGAGGAGCUUCGAAUGGAAGUGGUGGAGGUACUUGAGAAGUCAGGCGGUGUUUUCACAAAACAAUCCCUGGCCGAGAUGAAGAAGCUUGACAGCUGGAUGAAGGAGAGUCUUCGCAUGAGCGCACCAGACAUGACCACAUUUCAAAGAAUGGCAACAAAGCCCUUGACUUUGAAAGACGGCACCUACAUUCCUGCCGGGACAAAAAUGGAGCUCCCCACCAGCGCCAUCAACUACGACCCUGCGAUCUAUCCUAACCCCGAAAAGUUCGACGGAAUGCGUCCAUAUCGUGAACGCCAGGAGGAUGGCUCGGAACACAAGCAUUCUUUCGUCAGUGUCACUCGCACUGAGUUGGGCUGGGGCUUUGGAAGACACGCAUGCCCUGGACGUUUCUUGUCCGAUGUUGAGAUCAAGCUGAUGUUUGCCGAAUUCCUCCUCAACUACGAGAUCAAGAACCCGGAGGGCGAACCACGAUUCAAGAACAUCGAGUUUGCGACAAAUGUCCUCCCAGACCCAACGAAAGAGGUACUGAUCCGGGUGCGCCGGUGCUAG
Colletotrichum chrysophilum is the source of this 969-nucleotide messenger RNA. RefSeq lists its product as uncharacterized. Gene Ontology annotation, molecular function: iron ion binding; oxidoreductase activity, acting on paired donors, with incorporation or reduction of molecular oxygen; monooxygenase activity. The transcript is spliced from 2 exons. The record is from RefSeq and is a predicted model, not a curated record. Bases 1 to 969 code for a protein of 322 amino acids. Lineage: Eukaryota; Fungi; Ascomycota; Sordariomycetes; Glomerellales; Glomerellaceae.